AGGUUUAGUCUUAGACUUAGCAAAAAUUGCGUCGAAUUUCUAGAUUGGAAAAAAUCAAUGCUAAAAUCUAAGAAAUCUAACGCCAAAUUGUCAAGACUAUUACCUUUCAUCCCAGUUUUUUAAAUGACCCAGUGCGCUCCCGAUCUGAAUCCGCGCGACUUGGCGUAUUUUUAGAAUUCGUGAAAUGUUAUUUCGCAUACGCCAGAUUCAUAGACGAUAUGGUAUGUUACGUAAAGUUAUGCGGUGAAGGUAAAGUUUGAGUCGAUUUUGUGAAAUAUUGCGGGAAUUUAAUAAUUAAGCGUGAAAAUGGAUGUGUGUCCCGACGUCUGGGGUCAGUUGGCCUUGGAGGCAUCACAAGUAUAUUUGACAGAAGGGACCGGGGCCAGGAGUCCAUUUGCAGGAACGACCAUAGAAAAGCUUCCUGACAAAGUGCUUCUACAUAUAUUCAGUUAUCUCAGCCAUAAGGAAAUAUGCCGUAUGGCAAGAAUUUGUAAAAGAUGGAGAAUGAUAGCCUACGACACAAGACUAUGGAAGAACGUAUCACUCCGUCCGGAAAUAUCUGGACUUCACGUGGGCUCGUUGGAAUCACUUUUGGCGUUGAUUAGCGUUAGAUUCGGGCCAUCUUUAAGGUACAUAGAACUUCCUAUAGAACUUAUAACUCAUACCGUGCUUCACGAAUUAGCCAACAAGUGUCCAAACUUAACGCAUAUGCUUUUGGACUUCUCAACUGCUAUGCAACUUCAUGAUUUUAGUGAGCUUCAAGCGUUUCCCACAAAACUUAAAUACCUUUGCAUAUGUUUAUCGGAAGUAAUAUUUAUGGAAGGUUUUAUGAGGAAGAUCUACAAUUUCAUCAACGGUCUGGAAAUUUUACAUCUAAUCGGUACGUAUGAGAAAGUCGAAGAGGAAGAAGAAGAAAUUUACGAAGUAAUCAAUGUGCACAAAUUGAAAUCGGCUACUCCAAACUUAAGAGUAAUUAAUUUGUAUGGCAUAAAUUUCGUCGAUGACAGUCAUAUUGAUGCGUUUAGUUCGAACUGUAUUCAGUUGGAGUGUUUAGCUGUCAACUUUUGCAACAAGGUAACCGGUAGUACUCUGAAAACGCUGUUUCAAAGAAGUAGACGAUUAAAAUGCCUAUUGAUGAACGGAACAAACCUCCAAAGUAACCAUCUAUUGCAAGUCGAAUGGGAGAAAUGUUCACUACAGGAACUGGAUAUCACCGCAACUGAUUUAUCGACAGAGUGCCUGCAGGACAUGCUCACAAGACUACCAGGCUUGAGAUUCCUAAGCGCUGGGCAGAUCAAUGGCUUUAAUGAUUCUGUAUUGAAGUCAUGGAUGGAAGUCGGAAAUCCACGAAAUCUGUUGGCACUGGAUUUGGACAGUUCCGACAAUUUAUCUGAAGAUGCCAUUUACAAGUUCCUUUGCAAACAUGGACACCAAUUAAUGGGUCUUGGAUUGUCGGGAAUGACUCAUAUCACCGAUUCUUUAUGGCAAUCGAUAUUGCCAAUUUUGACAAACUCAAGAAUUCUAGUAAUGGGAACUCAAGAAAGGUUGGGCGUGAACAUACUGGCGGACCAACUAAUGGACAGUAUCGCAAAAAACUGUAUCCAUCUGGAAAGGAUCGAGUUAAGAUGGGAUCCGGAUAACUUGCGUUUUUCGGAUAAAAGUCAAAAGGCAAUCGAUACUUUGAGGGUGAAGUGUCUCAAAUUGAAAUGUUUGAGUCUGAGGUAGUACAGAGUGACUCACCGAAAACAUAGCGAUAACGACGGAAGAUAUUAUGAAAUAGUAAAAGCAAACUUCGAGAGAGCUGACAGAAUGACCGUAGUCAGAACUUUGACAAAUUGCCGGGUAUCAAACUACUAUCUGUUGUCCAAC
Cylas formicarius (sweet potato weevil) is the source of this 1869-nucleotide messenger RNA. RefSeq names its product F-box/LRR-repeat protein 2 (gene FipoQ). The transcript is spliced from 9 exons. Gene Ontology annotation, biological process: SCF-dependent proteasomal ubiquitin-dependent protein catabolic process; positive regulation of protein ubiquitination. Gene Ontology annotation, cellular component: SCF ubiquitin ligase complex. NCBI's taxonomy places the organism in Eukaryota, Metazoa, Arthropoda, Insecta, Coleoptera, Brentidae. The coding region runs from base 307 to 1725 and encodes 472 amino acids. The record is from RefSeq and is a predicted model, not a curated record. Gene Ontology annotation, molecular function: protein binding.